Molecule: messenger RNA, 3045 nt
Organism: Siniperca chuatsi (mandarin fish)
Lineage: Eukaryota; Metazoa; Chordata; Actinopteri; Centrarchiformes; Sinipercidae
Product: sodium- and chloride-dependent GABA transporter 2-like
Exons: 14
Coding region: 134-2050 (638 amino acids)
Biological process (GO): sodium ion transmembrane transport
Cellular component (GO): membrane
Source: RefSeq, a predicted model, not a curated record
GUUUAGCAUUACAAACCCCCGCCCCUCACUCAAUCAUGUUAAAUACUAAAACUUGAGCAUUUACCGAUACAUCUCCAGAGACUGCUUCAACCUUAAGACGAGAGAUACACACAGAAGAUCAGGUGACUCUGCAAUGCAAGGAGACGCUGCCAAAGCAGGCCUCCCCAAUGGCUCCAGCCAAGCCAAGGACCUGCUGCCCCCCUCGGAGGAGAAGAUGGAGGAGCGGGGCCAGUGGAGCAACAAGUUAGAGUUUAUUCUGUCAGUCGCCGGCUCCAUCAUCGGCCUGGGCAACAUGUGGCGCUUCCCUUACCUCUGCUACAAGAACGGAGGAGGUGCCUUCCUCAUCCCCUACCUGAUCUUCCUGUUCACCUGUGGCGUUCCCGUCUUCUUCCUGGAGACGGCCCUGGGCCAGUACACCAGCGAGGGGGGCAUUACCUGCUGGAGAAAAAUCAGUCCCUUGUUUGAAGGUCUUGGCUAUGGCACCCAGGUGAUAGUGACUCUGCUGAACUUCUACUACAUCAUUGUUCUGGCCUGGGGGAUUUUCUACCUGUCUUUCUCCUUCUCCUGGGACCUGGCCUGGUCGUCCUGCAACAACACAUGGAACACAGGUAACAAAUGUGCUUCAAGCUACAUCAGAAGUUCCUCCAAUGUUUUUGACGCGUUUCUACAUUUUGCUCUUUGUCCCCCAGAAAACUGUGUGGAGUUUCAGAGGAGAAACACCUCAAUCAACCAAACUCUCAACCUAAACGUCACGUCUCCUGUCAUCGAGUUCUGGGAGAGAAGAGCGCUGAGGAUUUCCCCAGGCAUUGACCACAUGGGCUCUCUGAACUGGGACCUGGCCCUGUGUCUGUUCAUCGCCUGGGUCAUGUGCUACUUCUGCAUCUGGAAGGGGGUGAAAUCCACGGGAAAGGUGGUCUACUUCACUGCGACCUUCCCCUAUCUGAUGCUGAUUGUGCUGUUGAUCCGAGGGCUCACCCUGCCUGGUGCUGGGAUCGGCAUCCAGUUCUACCUUUAUCCAGACCUAGGACGACUUGCGGACCCACAGGUGUGGAUGGAUGCUGGCACCCAGAUCUUCUUCUCCUACGCCAUCUGUUUAGGGUCGCUGACUGCUCUGGGGAGCUACAACAAAUACAACAAUAACUGUUACAGAGAUUGCUUGGCGCUGUGCUUUCUGAACAGUGGCACCAGCUUUGUGGCAGGCUUUGCAAUCUUCUCCAUCCUGGGUUUCAUGUCUUUUGAACAGAAUGUUCCCAUCUCAGAAGUGGCAGAAUCUGGUCCUGGCCUGGCCUUCAUUGCUUACCCCCGUGCUGUGAGCAUGAUGCCUUUCUCUCCUCUGUGGGCAGCCCUCUUCUUCAUCAUGAUUGUUUUUCUGGGGCUUGACAGCCAGUUUGUGUGCGUCGAGAGCCUUGUGACGGCGGUAGUCGACAUGUACCCUGCUGUGUUCCGACGUAAAAACCGCAGGGAGCUCUUCCUGUUAGCUGUUAGCCUCUUCUCCUUCUUCAUGGGGCUCAUCAUGCUGAUGGAGGGGGGAAUGUAUGUCUUCCAGCUUUUUGAUUACUAUGCAGCCAGUGGCAUGUGUCUUCUCUUCAUGUCCAUCUUUGAGACUGUCUGCAUUGCGUGGGUCUAUGGUGCAGAUCGCUUUUAUGAUAACAUUGAGGACAUGAUUGGCUACCGCCCAGGACCUUACAUCAAGUACUGUUGGUUGUUCUUCACCCCAGCCACGUGCAUCGGUACCUUUGCCUUCUCCCUCAUCAAAUACACUCCUCUCAAGUACAACAAUGAGUACGUGUACCCGUGGUGGGGCUAUGUCAUUGGCUGGCUGCUCGCUCUCUCCUCCAUGGUCUGCAUCCCGCUUUGGAUGGUGUACAAGAUCAGCACCACCCAGGGGACACUCAGAGAGCGCAUCCAGCUGCUCAUCACACCAUCUGACGGCUUACCCAAAACCAAGAGGGAGCAGGAGAGGUUACUGGCCAUCUUUGCUCCUGAGGGAGAUGCCACCAUGACCAGAAAUGGCUACUAUCCUGUCUCAGAGAGAGACUCCAACUUAUGAGGUCCACAGUGGUAAUGUGUAUGGGAAAGACAUGUGGGUUUUGGUUCCAUCCUUGACUUGCUGCACCCUCGCCUCCAUCCCAAAGAUCACAGCAGGGAAAGCUACAAUAAAGUGUCACAUCAUAACACAUAACAGAUAUGGAGGACUCAGGAGAUAAUAGGCCUACAGUGUGUUGGGUUUGGCAGUGCCUGUACAUUUCAGGGAUGGCAGUAAUGUGAUAAAAGGAUAAAGAAAAAGAAAUUAAAAAGUCAUUUAUUGUUUGUCAUUUAUUGCAUUACUUAGACGUUUUAGAGGGGACAAGAACAUUUUUUCAGGGACAAAAGUCAUUUCCUCUACUCAAACUGAAAUCUAUUAAUACAUUGGCAUAUAUUAUUCAGCUCUGCAUUUCACAGAUGAUGUAAAUGAACUAAUUCAAGGUCAGCUGAAAUAUAUGAGUCAGCCUUGUUCUGUGAAAAUGUCACAAUUUUAUAAUAGAAGUUAAUGGCAUUUCCAUCUCAUUCAAAUGUGCUAACUGAAGAGACAGAAACACAGGUUCCAGAAGUUUAGAAAUAAAUGUUUUAGUUUGCAUAGUAAGGAUGAAUUUUAUGCAAAUGUAACAUCAAGACAGCAACAUCAGUUAUAGAACAGGUUAUAGAUAUAGAAUUUGUUACCGCUGAAAAGUGGGCUACAUGUAAGUUAAUUUUUGAAGUGUCCUUGUGUAUCACUCCAUGGCUACUUAGCCAUGUUAGUAUCAUAUAUUGUAUUAUCAUGACUGACUGGGGAAAUGUUCCUUUUUGUAUUUACAAGAAUUGAAAUAAAAUGUUACACGGGUUUCACAUGAAUAGACUGUGUAAUGAAAGGAUAUAAUGUGAAAAAUAUAUUGUAGCUCUGCAAUAGCUGUAGGACUAACAUGGCAUAUACAAUGUAGUUUCAUAUUUCGUACUGUAACAUAAUAUGACUGUACAAAGAAAUGUGAAUCUUGUAAGUAUGUUUUUUAAUAAACAUGCGCAAUUUGA